CAACAAAGUCUUCUCCUUCUCCUUCUCCUUUUCUCCCUCCCUCCCUCCCUCCCUCCCUUAACAUUCCCAAUUCCGUAAGUUUAGACCCAGUUGAAUAUUUCUACGCUUCAUUUCUCAAUCUUCCUCGUCGAUCAUUCCAGUCAUGAUUCCUGAAUAUGAUUAUCUUUUCAAACUUUUGCUCAUUGGAGAUUCCGGCGUUGGCAAGUCAUGCCUUCUACUGAGAUUUGCGGAUGAUUCUUACAUUGACAGCUACAUAAGUACCAUUGGUGUUGACUUUAAAAUUCGAACGGUGGAGCAGGACGGGAAGGUUGUCAAACUUCAAAUCUGGGACACUGCUGGUCAAGAACGCUUCAGAACAAUUACAAGUAGCUACUACCGUGGUGCCCAUGGCAUUAUCCUUGUCUAUGAUGUCACGGACCAAGAAAGCUUCAACAACGUCAAGACCUGGCUGCAAGAAAUUAAUAAAUUUGCAGUUGGAAAUGUGAACAAGCUCUUGGUUGGAAACAAAAGUGACUUGGCUGACAAGAAAGUGGUCUCUUCUGAAGCUAGCAAGGCAUUUGCCGAUGAGCUAGGUAUUCCAUUCUUGGAAACGAGCGCCAAAAAUUCGACCAAUGUAGAGCAGGCAUUCAUGACUAUGGUUGCAGAGAUAAAGAACAGGAUAGCUACGCAACCAAUGAGUGCCAACAAACCAUCCACCGUGCACAUGCGCGGACAGCCGGUCUCCCAAAAGACCACCUGCUGCUCAUCCUGAUUUGUCAGUCAAGGACGAGUAUGUUCUUGAUGGUGGUGGAAGUUACACAAAGAUUUGCAGAACAUGCGGUUUGUGCAUUGGAACCUUUAGCAAGCCAACUUAUAAUAUGUACAGCAGAUGUUCAUGAUACUUCGUUCCGCCUUCAUCCGUUCGUUUAGAAAUUCAAGAAAUUAUUCGAAUAAUUUCAUCAACGACACAGUUCAUUGUAAUGUCAUACUAUCACAGAUCACUUUAUGUUUAUCUAUAUUCAUUUUAUUGGAUACAA
Messenger RNA from Pyrus x bretschneideri (Chinese white pear), 1016 nucleotides. RefSeq names its product GTP-binding protein YPTM2. Bases 143 to 751 code for a protein of 202 amino acids. NCBI's taxonomy places the organism in Eukaryota, Viridiplantae, Streptophyta, Magnoliopsida, Rosales, Rosaceae. The record is from RefSeq and is a predicted model, not a curated record. The transcript is spliced from 8 exons. Gene Ontology annotation, molecular function: GTPase activity; GTP binding.